GGUGUUUUUUAUUUAAUCUAAACGGGUAUACAAAUACAUAUUUAUUUAAUUGGACUUGGUCAGAAAAACAGCUUUUCAUUUUCAUUACUAUAUUUGGCAAUAGACGGACAAAAUGACUGUAGAGGAUAUUGCCGACUAUCCGCAUCUGACAAAGAAGGAGUUUGUCAUCUGCAUGAACCAAUUUGUGGCUCGCUACGGCAGCGCAAUGGCAGCAGUAUCAGAAACAGCAAUAUCAUCAUCGUCUUCUUCUUUGGCCAACCCAGCCAGCGUGCGCAUAGUACCAGGCGUCACGACACCAUACCUGCAAAUAACAACGACAUUGCGCAGCCACCCACGCACACCCAAUAUCGUCAACAAUGACCAAAGCGACAUAGAAGACAGAGGCAACGAAAGUGACGCAGGUGAUAUUGAAGACAUUGAAGACGCUGACCCCUGUCCCUCACCUCUCACAGCGCAGUCCCUCGGCCCCACAGGCCACAUUGCCUACCACAUCGUGUACUCGGCCACUUGGCGCGUGCCCACAAUGUACCUCCGGGCCACGCAUAACGGCGCCAUGGUGCUGAGCACUUCCGAGGUCACCCGGCUUUUGGUUAGCGACCGCGAAGUGCGCGGGGCCAUAAGGGCAGUGGACUUUGGUGGCGCGCUGGGCAUCCAGGAUCACCCUGAGCUCGGCACACCCUUUAUGUGGCUGCACCCGUGCCAUACAGCCACGAUGCUUGGCGCCGUGGUAUCACCGCGGGAUGGAGUAAGCGUGGGCACGGCAGAGUACUUGGCUGCGUGGAUCAGCUUAAUCGGGCCGGCUGUUGGCUUGGCUCUGCCGUCUGUGGCUGUUUGAACAAAAGGCCAGACUUUUAUUUUUCCAAGUGUAGAUCUUGCAUGAGGGCUGAGAAACAGGUUUAU
Kickxella alabastrina is the source of this 900-nucleotide messenger RNA. RefSeq lists its product as uncharacterized. Lineage: Eukaryota; Fungi; Kickxellomycota; Kickxellomycetes; Kickxellales; Kickxellaceae. Bases 113 to 835 code for a protein of 240 amino acids. Gene Ontology annotation, cellular component: intracellular anatomical structure. Gene Ontology annotation, molecular function: Atg12 transferase activity. Gene Ontology annotation, biological process: protein lipidation; macroautophagy; protein modification by small protein conjugation. The record is from RefSeq and is a predicted model, not a curated record. The transcript has 3 exons.